AAUUAUUUGUUUCCACAGUGCAACAAUUUUUUUAAAUAAAGCAAAUCCUUGAUUUUUUUAUCUAGUAUAUUCUUUCACGCACAAAAGAAAGACUUGCAAAAAACAAUUAUGUAUGUAAACUUCUUUAUAUACACUACACAUAUUUAUUGAUAUUCAAAUGUUGCGCAUUACAUACAGCCACUGCAUCCAUCCUGCAUCCACCCGCAGAUUAGUCCACAAGGCGGCGAUCACGGAUAUCGAGUCGAUAAAGCGGCUGAAAACCCAAAGUGAGCCACAAACCCUUAAACCAGCAGCAGCAACACUUCGACAAAAAAUACAAAGCAGCAGCUGGGUGCAACAACUAAUAAGCGGUACGCGCAAAUGCACAUUCUCAGGACUCGCCCUCCCCAAAGAACACCUAAUCAGAAUCAAAACCAAAGUGGACACCAGAGCGGGCAAAAAAUCACCAGGCCGCAGGAUGAUGUGUGUGGAUGAAUUGGAGAGUUACUCGAGAGAAACAGGCAAGUCCAGCUAUUUGCCGCUGUCUGCGAAUGGACUUUUUGCGUCGCUUUCGGAUAUUUCUAUGCAGCGGGUUGUGUCGGAUAUUGGCUGGGUUCGUUCGGAUGUAGUGGAGCAUUGCGCUCGGGUAUUGCGUUUGCGCGUGGUUUCAGCUAUGCACAGGGCCAGGGUGGAUUUGUUCAAGCAUCGGGAUGCGCCGGGUCCUCUGGUGAUCCCACCAAGAGGUCCUCGUCAGACAACAAACCCUCAGAUAGAGGAGGAGAAGGAGGAGGGGAAGUCGCGGCUGGAUAUUCUUCGUCUGGAGAUUACCGGCCGGAUACUUCGCCAGGACGCCCUCUGGGCCGGCAACUCGCCAUAUAUUAGCCUGCCACAGCCAACACGGCAGUCAAUGCAGCACCCAGAAUGGCUUAUCCCUGGCAUACUGCCUGCCGGUGGGCUCCAAUGUAUCAUCAAAGUGCCAGCGACUCAGACCACCCCAGCAUCCGUAUCCUCCGAAUCCACCGCACGCGAUAUCUGGAAGACACUGGCAAAAACUCAACCGCAUGAACCACCCGAUAUUGAUAUCUUGGAUCAGUCAGGCGCGAGCUGGAUGAGCUACGUGAUUGCAAGCCCGCCCAAAGCACAAUGUGAGCCGACAUUGAGUAUACACGCCCUCGAGUACCUAUACCACUGCCUCCCGGCCCUGACCUUGGAUACACUGAGCGUCGUUAAUGGCGGGCGCGUUAUGUCUAAAAGACAGGCAAGAAAAUUGCGCGAAAAGUCACAUGGUAAUAUGGACCCUGUCGUGGCACCUGUUUCUGAGGUCACAGCUUAUGCGAGUAAGCUGCGAUCGCAAGCGAUUAUUACUUACAGAUAUACGCUUGGUAGGUCGGGACACGAGUUUGCUGUUGCCCAGGGAGAUGCCGUUACUAAGACCGUGCCUGUGUACUAUGCGGACGAAAUAUUUGGUCCUGAUGUUUCGGCCACGGUUAUCAAUUGGUUAUUGUCGCACACUUCACCGAAACAGGCACCCGAAGCAGAUGGAACAUUGUCGAGCCAUUAUAUCGGUGUGGUCGCCCUGCCGUGCACGGCUGAUCUCGCCACUCAGCUGCACCGACUGACUGUCUUUGCUGAGAACUAAAUAUCAAGUUAUUUUUGUUAUUGUUUACAAAUGAAAAAUGAAAAAUAAUAAAAUAAAAUAAGUUGUAAUAGAUCCACAAAUAAAAAAACAAAGGAAAUAGCAUGAC
Molecule: messenger RNA, 1724 nt
Organism: Kickxella alabastrina
Lineage: Eukaryota; Fungi; Kickxellomycota; Kickxellomycetes; Kickxellales; Kickxellaceae
Exons: 1
Coding region: 158-1618 (486 amino acids)
Source: RefSeq, a predicted model, not a curated record